This is a messenger RNA of Rhodamnia argentea, 2860 nucleotides long. Its product is annotated as oxysterol-binding protein-related protein 2A. Lineage: Eukaryota; Viridiplantae; Streptophyta; Magnoliopsida; Myrtales; Myrtaceae. The transcript has 11 exons. Gene Ontology annotation, molecular function: sterol binding. Gene Ontology annotation, cellular component: intracellular membrane-bounded organelle; membrane; cytosol. The record is from RefSeq and is a predicted model, not a curated record. The coding region runs from base 218 to 2524 and encodes 768 amino acids.
UCUCUCCCAUUCCUCCUCCUCCUCCUCCUGUUGCAGCAUCAGCAAUACACACAGCCAUCGCAGCUCGAACCACACGCGAAUCGUCGCCGAUUCGAGCUCCCGGUCUACGUGCGUGCGCCAGCUGCGGUGCCCGGUCGUAUGAGAAGCCGCGCGUAGCCCUCCUCCUCCUCCUCCUCCUCCCCCCAAAGAAAUCGCGCGCGCGGCCGGGGGAUCGGCAAUGCGAGUCAAGGAGCUGCACCCCCUCUGCUGCAUCUCCCUCGAGAGCGCCGGCGUCGGCCGCGCCUCGCCGGACGUCCCGCUCGCCCGGGCCCGGAGCAUGCCGGCCGGCUCCCUCGCCCUCCCAGGCGGAUCCGACGGCGGCGUCGCCGGCCGCCCGCCGCCGGGAUCUGAGCCGAUCGUCGCCGGGGUCCUGUACAAGUGGACGAACUACGGCAAGGGUUGGAGAUCGCGGUGGUUCCUGCUGCGGAACGGCACGCUGUCGUACUCGAAGAUACGGCGGACGGAUAGCCUGAAUCUGCUGCCGCCAGAGGACGACGUCAGGUUGAUCGGAGGCAUUCCGGUCGAUAAGGUUCCGAGGGCCGAUGGCGGGAGUUGCAGGCGGAAGCCCCAGAAGACCGUCGGCAUUGUACAGCUUAAGAUCUCGUCAUUUAGAGAAAGCAAGUCCGAUGACCGGCGUUUCUACAUAUUUACAGCAACAAAAACCCUUCAUUUAAGAACUGAUUCUAAAAGAGACCGGGUGGCUUGGAUGCAAGCCUUGAUCUCGACCAGAAGCCUGUUUCCGUCCAGAUCGCUUAGAGAUGACUACUCUCUGGUACCAAAUGAUCUGUCUAUAUCAACUGAUAAACUGAGGAAGCGCUUAAUUCAAGAGGGACUCUGCGAAAAUGCUGUGACGGAUUGCGAACAGAUCGUGCUAUCUGAGUUUUCUGAAGUACAAGGACAACUUCAAUUGCUUUGCGAAGAACGAACGAAUUUGCUUGACACACUCAGACAACUUGAGGCGGCUAAUUUAGAAGCUGAAGCCCCUGGGAUUAAUGAUGCUGAUUACGUGUUGCCAAAACAUGAGUUUUCCAGCAUAGGCCGUGGAAAGUAUUGUGAAUGCAGCACUACUGCAUCGUCUGAUGACAUUGAGAAACAAGAAGCUGAGGAGGUUUCAGAUGAAGAUUACACAUCAUAUUUUGAUACAGAAGAGUAUUUUACUGAACCUUCUGUUACCAGUGGGCUGGUAAGGAAAACAACCCAUGCAGAUAAUGGAUGCAAGGACAUCGAAAGUCAGCAUGUGAAGGAAAUGCAUACAGAGGAAGAAGUUUGUGAUACUGAAAUAUUUUCUUCUGGUAGACGGAAGAAGCUGCCUGAUCCAGUAGAGAAAGAGAAAGGAGUCAGUCUAUGGUCACUGAUCAAAGACAAUGUGGGAAAAGACCUUACCCGAGUUUGUCUCCCUGUUUAUUUCAAUGAGCCAAUUUCAUCCCUUCAGAAAUGCUUUGAGGACUUCGAAUAUUCAUAUCUUUUAGAUCAAGCAUACGAGCAUGGAAAAGCGCAGGGUAACAGUCUCCUAAGGAUUCUGAAUGUUGCAGCUUUUGCCGUUUCUGGGUAUGCUUCAUCUAAAGGGCGGCAUUGCAAACCCUUCAACCCUUUACUGGGGGAAACUUAUGAAGCUGACUAUCCUGAGAGAGGAGUUCGCUUCUUUUCUGAGAAGGUUAGUCACCACCCAACUCUCAUUGCUUGCCAUUGUGAAGGAAGAGGAUGGAAAUUCUGGGGUGACAGCAAUUUAAGGACAAAAUUUUGGGGACAGUCUAUUCAGCUUGAUCCUGUGGGAGUACUUACCAUUGAGUUUGAUGAUGGCGAGAUUUUUCAGUGGAAUAAGGUAACAACUAGCAUCAACAAUCUUAUAAUUGGAAAAGUUUACUGUGAUCAUCACGGCGUCAUGAAUGUACAUGGUAACCGCCAAUAUUCAUGCAAAUUAAAGUUCAAAGAGCCAUCUAUUCUUGACCGAACUCCUCACCAGGUCCAUGGAAUUGUUGAAGAUGUCACAGGGAGAAAAGUUGCCACGAUAGUUGGGAAAUGGGACGAGGCCAUAUACUAUGUAGAUGGGGAGGGGACCAGGAAGCUAAAGAAUUAUAGUGACGCAUCUUUAUUGUGGAAGUGUAACAAGCGGCCACCUACUCCCACUAGAUACAACAUGUCGUCAUUUGCAAUUACGCUAAAUGAGUUAACUCCAGGAUCGCAGAUUAAGGAGAAGCUUCCACCUACGGAUUCCAGACUCAGGCCUGACCAGCGUCAUUUGGAAAAUGGAGAGUACGAGAAGGCAAAUGUGGAGAAACAGCGUUUGGAGAAGAGGCAGAGAAUGUCAAGGCAAUUGCAAGAAAAUGGGUGGAAGCCCAGAUGGUUCCAGAGACAGGGUGAGAGUGGACCUUUUCGCUAUGUUGGUGGCUAUUGGGAAGCGCGCCAACAUUGCAAAUGGGAAGGAUGCCCAGAUAUCUUUGGCGAGUUUUGUGAUGAUACUGGGGAAUCCACUUGUAACUCUUAAUGUCAAGUCAGGAAGAAUCCUGAAGAGUUACCAUCAAGUUGUGCAGACGAAGAAGCCUUUUCAUGCGACGUCCAGUUCAAGGGGGUCACAUUCGAGAUUUGAUUCCUAGUCCAAAAGUUGGAGAACUAAUCUCUUAGAUUCAAGUCCAAUCGUCAAAUUGGACUUCGAUAAUUAUUCUUUUCUAGUGGGGGGGCAUCUAUGUGAGAUGCAGUUUCAUACGGCCCCCCGGUCUUCAGUAAUUUCUACAAAGAAGAACUGCCUUUGGCUCACGCUCAUUCAGUGGAAAUUGCUUUUGUUUAAGAAUAAGAAGGGGGAGAGAUGGAAAUGUGCUGUCCA